Messenger RNA from Acaulospora colombiana, 453 nucleotides. The record is from the annotation of a GenBank genome assembly. Lineage: Eukaryota; Fungi; Glomeromycota; Glomeromycetes; Diversisporales; Acaulosporaceae.
AUGGAUGGAGCGGAUAGGUCAGGUUUCAAAGGAAUUGGAUUAAGUCAUGUGAUGAUUUUUAAUACAAUUGUGGAAAUGAUUGGCGCCAACACUUUAAACGAACUCAAUUACACCAUGUCAAAGAGAAACAAGACUUCGUCAUCGCCACAAUAUGUGAAGCUCAUAAGCUCAGAUGGUUUCGAGUUUAUCAUUCAAAGGGAAGCAGCAGUCAUCUCAGGGACCAUCGGUAACAUGUUGUCAAGGCCCGGACAAUUCCUGGAAUCUGAACUCAAUCAAAUCCGUUUCCGUGACAUCAAGUAUGAACUUCUCCACGCCGUGAUCUUGGAGAAAGUCUGUCAAUACAUGUAUUAUAAACUUCGGUACACUAAUUCUGUGACCGAAAUACCAAAUUUCCCCAUCAAUCCUACCUUCUCGCUGGAAUUACUCAUGGCUGCCGACUUUCUAGACUGUUAG